This is a messenger RNA of Microthlaspi erraticum, 3396 nucleotides long. Lineage: Eukaryota; Viridiplantae; Streptophyta; Magnoliopsida; Brassicales; Brassicaceae. The record is from the annotation of a GenBank genome assembly.
AUGCCGAUUCCAAGAAAAGCCUUAACUGUUUUUCGUUUUCUCAUUACCUUCUUCUCUCUGUUUUCACCUUUCUUCAUCUCCUCGGUUUCUGCAUCGACCAAUGAAGUCGCUGCAUUGAUUUCUUGGCUUCACAGCUCCACUUCGCUGCCGACAGCAUUCUCCGGCUGGAAUCCCUCUGAUUCCGAUCCAUGUCAAUGGCCUUACAUCACUUGUUCCUCCUCCGACAAACUCGUUACAGAGAUCAAUGUCGUCUCUGUUCAGUUAGCUCUACCUUUCCCUCCAAACAUCUCUUCGUUUACCUCACUUCAGAAGCUCGUUAUCUCCAACACCAAUCUCACCGGAACUAUAUCACCCGACAUCGGAGAUUGCCUUGAACUCAGAGUUAUCGACUUAAGCUCAAACAGUCUCGUUGGCGAAAUACCUCCGGCUCUAGGGAAGCUCAAGAAUCUUCAAGAACUCAGCUUAAGUUCCAAUGGCCUCACCGGAAAGAUCCCACCGGAGCUCGGCGACUGCGUUUCUCUCAAGAAUCUCGAGAUAUUCGACAACUACUUAGCCGGAAAUCUCCCACCGGAGCUCGGAAAGAUCUCUUAUCUCGAGAGCAUAAGAGCCGGAGGAAACACAGAGCUCUCAGGGAAAAUCCCGGAGGAGAUCGGUGACUGUCGGAAUCUGACGGUUCUAGGUCUCGCCGCCACGAAAAUUUCCGGCAGCUUACCUGUCUCGUUAGGUAAACUAGGCAAGCUCGAGACUUUAUCUGUUUACUCUGCAAUGCUCUCCGGCGAGAUCCCUAAAGAGCUUGGAAACUGCUCUCAACUUAUCAAUCUGUUUCUAUACGACAAUGACUUGUCCGGCACGCUUCCACGAGAAUUGGGAAAGCUUCAAAACCUAGAGAAGAUGCUUCUAUGGCAGAAUAAUCUCCACGGACCCAUCCCUGAGGAGAUCGGUUUCAUGAAAAGCUUAAACGCCAUUGAUCUCUCUAUGAACUAUUUCUCAGGAACCAUCCCUAACUCGUUCGGUGACUUGUCGAACCUCGAAGAGCUUAUGCUUAGCAGCAACAACAUCACUGGUUCAAUACCUUCCGUUCUAAGCAACUGCACAAGGCUUGUUCAGUUGCAGAUUGACGCCAAUCAGAUUUCCGGUUUGAUUCCGCCUGAGAUUGGUUUACUCAAGGAGCUCAACAUAUUCUUGGGAUGGCAAAAUAAGCUAGAAGGAAAUAUUCCGGCCGAGUUAGCCGGUUGUCAGAAUCUUCAAGCUCUUGACUUGUCUCAGAAUUUUCUCACCGGAGCUUUACCUCCCGGUUUGUUCCAGCUUCGUAAUCUGACCAAGCUCUUGCUUAUAUCCAAUGCCAUUUCCGGUGUUAUCCCGCCGGAGAUCGGAGACUGCACAUCGCUUGUCAGAUUGAGGCUUGUCAAUAACAGGAUCACCGGAGAAAUCCCUAAAGAAAUCGGAUUUCUUCAAAACCUAAGCUUCCUUGACUUGUCUGAGAACACUCUCUCCGGUCCAAUUCCUUGGGAGAUAAGCAACUGCAGACAGCUCCAGAUGCUUAACCUGAGCAACAACACUCUCCGAGGUUAUCUUCCUCUCUCUUUAUCUUCUCUAACAAAGCUUCAAGUUCUUGAUGUCUCUUCAAAUGACUUGUCUGGCAAGAUACCUGAUAGUCUUGGUCAUCUUCUUUCGCUAAACCGGCUCAUUCUUAGUAAGAACUCCUUCAAUGGAGUAAUCCCUCCAUCUCUCGGUCACUGCACGAAUCUUCAGCUUCUUGAUCUCAGCAGUAACAACAUCUCUGGAACCAUACCAGAGGAAAUCUUUGACAUUGAAGAUCUAGACAUUGCCCUAAACUUGAGCUGGAAUUCAUUAGAUGGGUUUAUACCGGAGAAGAUUUCAGCGCUUAACCGAUUAUCUGUGUUGGAUAUCUCACACAACAUGCUUUCAGGAGACCUCUUUGCGCUGUCCGGUCUAGAGAACUUGGUUUCCUUGAACAUCUCUCACAACAGAUUCUCAGGCUAUCUUCCAGACAGUAAAGUGUUCAGACAGCUAAUAACAGAGGAGAUGGAAGGAAACCAUGGACUCUGUUCCAAAGGUUUCAGGUCUUGUUUUGUGAGUAACGGUACUAGGUUAAACACACAGCACGGUGAUGAUUUUGUGCACUCACAGAGACUCAAGAUAGCUAGUGGAUUGCUUAUCAGCGUGACAGUGGUUUUAGCGGUAUUAGGCGUGUUGGCGGUUUUACGAGCAAGACAAAUGAUUCAAGAAGAUAACGAUUCAGAGAAGGGAGAGAAUCUAUGGACAUGGCAAUUCACACCUUUUCAGAAACUCAACUUCACUGUCGAACAUGUGCUCAAGUGUUUGGUGGAAGGUAAUGUUAUAGGGAAAGGUUGCUCUGGAGUAGUGUACAAAGCAGAGAUGCCUAACCAAGAAGUCAUCGCAGUGAAAAAGCUCUGGCCAGUGACGGUGAAUGUUGCUAAUCUGAAUGAGAAAACUAAGGCAUCAGGAGUUCGAGACUCAUUCUCAGCUGAAGUCAAGACACUUGGCUCGAUCAGGCACAAGAACAUUGUCCGGUUCUUGGGAUGUUGUUGGAACAAGAACACAAGACUUCUUAUGUAUGAUUAUAUGUCCAAUGGGAGUUUGGGAAGCUUACUUCACGAGAGGAGUGGUGUAUGUAGCUUAGGAUGGGAGGUGAGGUACAGGAUUAUACUUGGUGCAGCUCAGGGUUUGGCUUACUUGCACCAUGACUGUGUUCCUCCCAUUGUUCAUAGAGACAUCAAGGCUAACAAUAUUCUGAUUGGCCCUGAUUUUGAGCCUUACAUUGGAGAUUUUGGACUUGCUAAGCUUGUUGAUGAUGAUGACUUUGCUCGUUCUUCCAAAACCAUUGCUGGUUCCUAUGGUUACAUUGCUCCAGAAUAUGGAUACUCAAUGAAGAUAACAGAGAAAAGCGACGUGUAUAGCUACGGAGUCGUGGUCUUAGAGGUAUUGACAGGGAAGCAACCGAUCGAUCCAACGAUACAAGACGGACUCCACAUAGUGGACUGGGUCAAGAAAACAAGAGAUUUACAAGUAAUCGACCAAGGAUUACUAGGGAGGCCAGAGUCGGAGGUCGAAGAGAUGGUGCAAACGCUAGGAGUCGCGCUUCUCUGCGUAAACUCGAUACCUGAAGACAGGCCUACAAUGAAAGAUGUGGCUGCUAUGCUCAGUGAGAUACGUCAGGAAAGAGAGGAAUCGAUGAAAGUUGUCGAGAAUAAUGGUUGCUCGAGGAGUUGUAACAAUGGGGGAGAAAGAAGAGAUGAUGAUUCUUCGCCUUCUUUGGUUAUGCAGCAAACGGCUAAGUAUUUGAGAAGCAGUAGCACGAGUUUCUCUGCGUCUUCUUUGCUUUACUCUUCUUCUUCUUCUGCGGCUAAGUAA